GUCAUGGCGGUGACGAGCUGAAGCUACCGGGGUAGAUCAGGAAGCAAAUGCAGCGCAGCUGGGUCAACGUUGCCAUUUAGCCAAGUGUGCGGAGUUUCCCGAGGAGGAGGAGGGGGUCACCGAGCGGACCUCAGCUCUUUGUCGGCUUUCUCUGGAGCUGCUGGCGGACUUGCUUCCAUUCAGUUUAUGAGUUUUUUUUAUUAUUAUGCCAAGCGCUACCUGUCAAGUGAGUGGACUCAGUGACAAUAGCAACUUCCACUGCUGUGCGGAGAUAUUAAAGUAUCCUCGCUUGCCGUUUGUGCACAGGAGCACGGGAGGACACAGGUAAAAGGGCGAACUCUUCUUCACCUGCUUCUCCCCUUGUUACCUGCACCACACUUUCCACGGCUUUUAACAGUGUAAAACCCUCCGUGUGGCAUCAAGUUACAGAGCAGGGCAGAGGAGUAGUUCACCGUGGAGAGGAGCACUGACAUUUCCAGCCUCGCGGUGUCAGCGGUCAUCAAAUUCUCUCGUUUUUUACCCACUUUCGAGGCUCUGUUUUUGGAUGGGAGGGAAACGUCUUGCUUAUGUGCCUAUAGACUGUCAACAACUCAGCUGAAGGGGAGAUAAACCCCCCUCCCCCUUAUUUCCCUCUUCUGACAUCGGCUCCACUGUCACCAUUGGAGGUGAACAGGUGCCUUACCUGUGAACGCCACCUGUCCCGUCCGCUUCCUUAGCAAUGGCUAGCGAGGAGACAGCGGGCGCUGCACCGCCAGGUGAAGGGAAGGACGGGCGACCUGGCGCCGUGGGGCUCAACCCCGGAGUGCCUAUCAGGGGGAUAAGAAUGAAAUUCGCCGUGCUCACCGGCCUGGUGGAAGUUGGGGAAGUUUCCAACCGAGACAUUGUGGAGACGGUGUUCAACCUGCUGGUCGGCGGCCAGUUUGACCUGGAGAUGAACUUCAUCAUCCAGGAACCGGAGAGCAUUGUGUGCAUGGUCGAGCUGUUGGACAAGUGUGAGCCCAACUGUCAGGCUGAGAUCUGGAGCAUCUUCACCGCCAUCCUCAAGAAGAGUGUCCGCAACCUGCAGGCGUGCACUGAAGUGGGGCUCAUUCAGCUUGUGCUCCAGCGUAUAUCCACCAUUGACAGCAUGAUCGCAGACCUGCUGGUGGACAUGCUGGGUGUACUUGCCAGCUACAGCAUCACAGUUAAAGAGCUGAAGCUUUUCUUCAGCAAGUUGCAAGGGGAGCGAGGCCAGUGGCCUCGUCACGCAGUGAAGCUUUUGUCAGUGCUAAAGUACAUGGCUCACAGGAGCGGCCCCGACUCCUUCUUCAGCUUUCCAGGAAAAAAUGCAGCUGCAAUAGCUCUGCCCCCCAUAGCAAAAUGGCCAUAUCAGAAUGGGUUUACAUUCCACACGUGGAUCCGCAUGGAUCCACUCAACAACAUCAAUGUAGACAAAGACAAGCCUUACCUGUACUGUUUCCGUACCAGCAAAGGCAUGGGUUACUCGGCACACUUUGUGGGCGGCUGUUUGAUAGUGACCUCAUUAAAAUCGAAGGGGAAAGGAUUCCAGCACUGUGUAAAGUAUGACUUCAAACCGCAGAAGUGGUACAUGGUGACUCUAGUUCAUAUCUACAACCGCUGGAAAAACAGUGAAAUUGCCUGCUUUGUGAACGGUGAACUGGCUUCCUUUGGAGACAUUGCCUGGUUUGUCAACACCAGUGACACAUUUGACAAGUGUUUCCUGGGAUCGUCUGAGACGGCAGAUAUCAACCGUGUGUUCUGCGGACAGAUGGGGGCAGUGUACCUGUUUGGAGAAGCUCUCAGCGCUGCUCAGAUCCUUGCUAUCUAUCAGCUGGGUCCGGGCUACCAGGGCACAUUCAAGUACAAGGCUGAGAGUGACUUGUUGUUCGCUGAGCAUCAUAAGACCUUACUGUAUGACGGCAAGCUGUCUUCUAGUAUUGCCUUCACUUACAAUCCCCGAGCCACAGACGCCCAGCUCUGCCUCGAGUCCUCCCCGAAGGACAAUGUCUCCAUUUUCGUCCACUCACCCCAUGCGCUCAUGCUGCAGGAUGUGAAAGCUGUGGUGACUCACUCAGUCCAGAGCGGCAUACACUCUAUUGGUGGUGUGCAGGUCCUCUUCCCACUGUUUGCACAGCUGGAUUACUGCCAGCCUUCCAGCAACGAGCUGGACACCUCUGUCUGCUGCACUUUGCUGUCCUUUGUGAUGGAGCUCUUGAAGAACUCAGUGGCUAUGCAAGAGCAGGUCUUGGCCUGCAAAGGCUUCCUCGUCAUUGGCUAUACUUUGGAAAAGUCUUCCAAGGUGCAUGUGACGAGGCCCGUCCUGGACAUUGUACUGGCCUUUUCCAGAUACCUUAGCAACUUGCAGAAUGGGAUCUUGCUGCUCAAGCAGCUGUGUGACCACAUUCUGUUCAACCCUGCCAUCUGGAUCCAUGCCCCUGCCAAGGUGCAGUUGACACUCUACACCUACCUGGCAACAGAGUUCAUCAGCACAGUGACCAUUUACAACGCUGUUCGCAGGGUGGGCACUGUGCUUCAAAUCAUGCAUACACUAAAAUUCUACUACUGGGUUGUCAACCCUCAGGACCGCAGUGGAAUCGUACCCAAAGGCCUAGAAGGUCCAAGGCCAAAUCAGAAGGAGAUACUCUCUUUGCGAGCUUUUCUGCUGCUGUUUGUCAAGCAGCUCAUAAUGAAGGAUCAUGGAGUGAAGGAAGAUGAGCUACAGAGUAUCCUCAGCUACCUCCUAACCAUGCAUGAGGACGACAAUCUCAUGGAUGUGCUGCAGCUGCUGGUCGCUCUCAUGUCUGAGCAUCCUGGAUCCAUGAUUCAGGCCUUUGACCAGCGGAAUGGGAUUCGUGUGAUUUAUAAGCUUUUGGCCGCCAAAAAUGAGGGAAUAAGAGUCCAAGCACUCAAAGUUUUGGGCUACUUUCUGAAACACUUGUCACCAAAGAGGAAAGCAGAGGUCAUGCUAAGUCAUGGCCUGUUCUCCCUGCUCACCGAACGCCUGAUGCUUCACUCCAGCCACUUCACCAUGACAAUGUACAAUGUGCUUUUUGAGAUUCUUACAGAGCAGAUCUGCACUCAAGUGAUCCAUAAACAGCAUCCGGACCCCGACUCCACUGUGAAGAUUCUCAACCCACAGAUUCUGAAGGUAAUAGCUGCUCUGCUGAAGAACUCUCCCCCCUCUCAAGAGAGCAUGGAGGUGCGCAGGGUCUUUCUGUCAGACAUGAUCAAACUGUUCAAUAACAGCCGAGAGAACCGCAGGAGCCUGCUGCAGUGCUCGGUGUGGCAGGAGUGGAUGCUCUCUCUGUGCUUCAUCAACCCGCAAAACAACGAGGAGCAGAAAAUCACAGAGAUGGUGUACGCCAUCUUCCGCAUCCUGCUCUACCACGCCAUCAAGUAUGAGUGGGGCGGCUGGCGAGUCUGGGUGGACACCCUGUCCAUCACGCACUCCAAGGUCACCUUUGAGCAACACAAAGAGAAUCUGUCCCGUAUGUUCCGUCAGUACCAGCAUCAAGAGUCCACCGGCACGAUUCGCUCCAUCUCUGGUGUCAGCCAAAGCUCUGAGACUAUGGAAUGUGUUAAUGGGCCACCUGCAGAGGAAACUGCUCCCUCCACUGUCAUUGAGCUGACUGUGGACAAGCUGUCCCAGAAAACCCCUGAUUCAGCAUCCAGUUCCACCAUUACUUCCAGCCUGCUGGAGGUUGAUGAUGAAAGGGGACAGGCAUCCAUCACUGUGUCCAACAUCCUGGCCGGGGCCAAAGAUGAAGAACAAGAGCAACAGCAGCUGGUGGAGGAGUCUACCAGAGAUAGCUCGUGUGUCAAAGAGGAGACGCAAAAAGGUGCUACAGAGCAGCCGAGUGAAGAUGUCAACAAAGAGAAAGCACAGACUUCUACUGGAAAAACUGCACAACAUGAAACGGCUGACACAAAAGCGGUGGACGAGGGCAAAGUCUCUGCACCAUCUGGUAGCGAUGAUGCACAGACACCUGUAACAGAUGAUGAAAAAUCUGAAAGUGAACAGAACAAAGGUGACUCGUCAAAGUCAAUGACAGAAGACUCUUUAGAUGAAGCAGAGGCUGAACCGCCAGCAGCUUCAGAGCGAGAAAACAGCGUGCUCGGUGGGGCUUCCGUCCUCAAUGAGGACCUGGCUGACGUGUCAUCUGUUAGCGACCAGGUCCAUCCUAGCGAUGCUGAUGACAGCCAAGAGGAGUCUUCUUAUGCUUCUGCUGCCACCGGAGAGGAAGGUGGGGAAGUGAAGAAGGACGAAGACGAACGAAAAGAUGGGGGUGAAGAACAGGAGCUGAAUAAGGAAGAAGAAAAAGUUGAGACACAGGAAAGUGAAGUGAAACAGGCGCCUUGUGUGGAAAGCCAGACUUCUCCAGCUGAAAUACCUGAGAAAAGUGUCACAGAAGCACCUAAAGAAAAAGCUGGCGAUGAACAGUCUUCCUCCAUAGCUGAAACUACUACUACUACAAGCCAGCAGCCCUCAGACACCACACCGCCAUCUACAGCCCAGGAGGUUACAGCGGCAUCAGACUCCACUGCAGAUGUCCAGUCAUCAGAGACCAGCGGUGCCACUGAAGAAGAAACCCCAUCUGGUGCCGCUGACAGUAGCACCACCUCUACCAGCUCCGACACUCAGAAGGGUGCAGAGUCUGUCAGCAAAACCAAAGAAAUCAAAAUUGCCAGACUGGACGUGUCCAAUGUGGCCUUAGACACCGAGAAACUUGAACUGAAGGAGACCUCUGCAACAGAAACAAGCCAAGGUCAGUCAGCAGCUGCUGCAUCAACAGCCGCAGGAAGUUCUUCAGGCCAGCCAACAGACAGCAGCACCCCUGCACCUCGCUCCACCAUGUUUCGCAUCCCAGAAUUCCGCUGGUCCCACAUGCACCAGCGUCUCCUCGCUGACCUGCUCUUCUCGAUUGAGACAGAUGUCCAGAUGUGGAGAAGUCACUCCACAAAGACGAUUCUGGACUUUGUAAACAGCAGCGAGAAUGUGGUGUUUGUCCACAACAGCAUACACCUCAUAUCCCAGGUGGUAGACAAUCUCGUCAUGGCUUGCGGAGGCAUUUUACCUCUGCUCUCAGCUGCCACAUCUUCCUCCCAUGAGCUAGAAAACAUCGAGCCCUCCCAUGGCUUGUCAGUGGAGGCUUCGGUCACCUUCUUGCAGCGCCUCAUCAACCUUGUGGAUGUUCUUAUUUUUGCCAGCUCACUCAACUUCACAGAGAUAGAAGCUGAGAAAAACAUGUCAUCAGGAGGCAUCCUCCGACAGUGCCUUCGCCUCGUUAAUGCGUGCAUGCAGAGUCCUGUUGAUGCUGUGACAGGUGGCAUGUCUCCAGUGAGAGAUUUAGACCGGCUGCUUCAGGACAUGGACAUAAACCGCCUCAGGGCUGUCGUCUUCAGAGACAUUGAGGACGGUAAGCAGGCUCAGUUUCUGGCUCUUGCCGUCGUCUACUUCAUCUCAGUCCUCAUGGUGUCCAAGUACCGUGACAUCCUGGAGCCCCACAAUGACAAGAAACACCCUCAACGCUCCCAGUCUGCAAGGAGUACAGAUAGUGCUGCUGUUUCAGGUAGCACAGAAGGAGAGAACGGCUUCUCUCUGCGCCGGUAUGAUUCCGGCAUCGGAGAUGACCACACCUCAACUGCCGCAAGCGACGCAGAUCUGUCAUCCUCCGGUGGAACUCACGGUCCCGAUGCCAUUUCAGAGGCCUUGUCCACGCUGUCAUCUGAGGUCAGACCUGCUCUGUCUGCUGACUCAAAGGGUAAAAAUGUGAAGGACAUUCUGCGCAGCCUGGUGAGCGCUCCAACUGACGAUAUCGUGGUGGAUCCAAGCCUGUUGCCGCCAGCGUUCCUGGGAAGUGUGAGCGAUGCGGCCAGAGAACCAUCGCCACAGUUCCGCUCUUUUGAUAGAAGCGUCAUCGUUGCACCAAAGAAAGCGGGCGUGAUGCCAUCUCCAGGCACUUCCACCCCCGUCCUGGCAACCGCCUCCGCCUCCGUGUCUGGUGGGACACCUAUCGAUAGCGUCUCUGUGGUAUCUUCUAGCGACGCCUCCCAGAGCACCUCUGCAGACUCUGCAGCCUCAGGCGGCCAGGUUCCAGCCAGCACUAGCCUGCCAUCUGUCCCCCCACUCUCCCCUGUGACCCAGAACACAGCCCCCAAUAUGAGUAUCUCAGAGCGUUUGGAGCAUGCCCUUGAAAAGGCAGCUCCCCUGCUGAGGGAGAUCUUUGUGGACUUUGCCCCUUUCCUCUCUCGCACUCUGCUGGGCAGCCAUGGACAAGAGCUCCUUAUUGAGGGCACCAGUCUGGUGUGCAUGAAGUCCAGCAGCUCAGUGGUGGAGCUUGUCAUGCUUCUGUGUUCCCAGGAAUGGCAGAACUCCAUCCAGAAGAAUGCCGGCUUAGCCUUUAUCGAGCUGGUAAACGAAGGCAGGCUUCUGAGUCACACCAUGAAGGACCACCUGGUUCGUGUGGCUAACGAAGCUGAAUUCAUCCUCAGCCGACAGAGGGCCGAAGACAUUCAUAAACAUGCAGAAUUUGAGUCUAGCUGUGCUCAGUACGCAGCAGACAAACGUGAUGAGGAGAAACUGUGCGACCACUUAAUCCGUGCAGCCAAGUACCGCGACCAUGUGACAGCCACACAGCUCAUCCAGAAGAUAGUCAACAUCCUGACCGACAAACAUGGAGCCUGGGGCGGCUCUUCCAUAAGCAGGCCGAGGGACUUCUGGCGCCUAGACUACUGGGAGGACGAUUUAAGACGGCGACGUCGCUGCGUCAGGAACCCCUUUGGAUCCAGUCACUCAGAAGCUACGCUCAAAGCUGUGGCUGAACAUGUGGCUGAUAUAAGUGCAUCCGAGGACGAUAUUCUCAAAGGCAAGCAGUCCAUCAGGAGCCAGGCUCUGGGAAAUCAAAACUCAGAGAGCGAGGCAUCCCUCGACGGAGAUGAUGACACUCUGUCGUCACUAGAGGACAAGGACCUGGAGAACGUCACAGGCCCAGUAAACAUGAGCACCAGCGCUCAGCUCGUGGCUCCGGCUGUGGUGGUAAAAGGCACCCUGUCCAUCACCGCCUCCGAGCUCUACUUUGAGGUGGAUGAAGAGGAGCCCAGCUUCAAGAGCAUCGAUCCAAAGAUUCUAGCCUACACAGAAGGUCUUCAUGGAAAAUGGCUGUUCUCGGAGAUUCGUGCCGUCUUUUCCAGACGCUACCUCCUGCAGAAUACUGCUUUGGAAGUCUUCAUGGCCAAUAGGACGGCAGUCAUGUUCAACUUCCCAGAUGCAGCCACAGUAAAGAAGGUGGUUCACAGUCUUCCUCGUGUUGGCGUGGGCACGAACUUUGGCCUUCCACAGACCAGACGCAUCUCUAUGGCCACACCUAAGCAGCUGUUCAAGGCUUCCAACAUGACUCAGCGCUGGCAGCGCCGUGAAAUAUCCAACUUUGAGUACCUGAUGUUUCUGAACACCAUCUCUGGCCGUACCUAUAAUGACCUAAACCAGUACCCAGUCUUUCCAUGGGUCAUCACCAACUAUGACUCAGAGGAGCUUGACCUCACUCUGCCCAGCAACUUUAGAGAUCUGUCUAAGCCCAUCGGUGCUCUUAACCCCAAGAGGGCAGCGUUCUUUUCAGAACGAUAUGAGACCUGGGAGGAUGAUCAGGUGCCGAAGUUCCAUUAUGGCACCCACUACUCCACCUCGAGCUUCACCCUGAUGUGGCUGCUACGUAUUGAACCCUUCACCACGUUCUUCCUUAACUUCCAAGGAGGAAAGUUUGACCAUGCUGACCGCACCUUCUCCUCAGUAUCCAGGGCUUGGAGGAACUGCCAGAGAGACACAUCUGAUGUUAAGGAGCUGAUCCCAGAGUUCUACUAUCUGCCUGAGAUGUUUGUUAAUGCCAGCAAUUACAACCUGGGAGUGAUGGAGGAUGGCACUGUAGUCUCUGAUGUUGAUCUGCCACCUUGGGCCAAAACCCCAGAAGAGUUUGUGCGCAUUAAUCGACUGGCACUGGAGAGCGAGUUUGUGUCCUGCCAGCUUCACCAGUGGAUCGAUUUGAUCUUCGGCUACAAGCAGCAGGGACCCGAAGCCGCCAGAGCCCUCAAUGUUUUCUAUUAUCUGACCUAUGAAGGCGCAGUCAACCUCAGCUCGAUCAACGACCCCAUGCUCAGAGAGGCUGUGGAGUCUCAGAUUAGGAGUUUUGGACAAACCCCCUGCCAGUUGCUGAUCGAGCCACACCCGCCCCGAAGCUCGGCCAUGCAAGUGUAUCUUCUCCUGCAGACGCCUCUGAUGUUUACGGAGCAGAUGCAGCAGGAUGUUAUCAUGGUACUGAAGUUCCCAUCCAACUCUCCUGUGACACACGUAGCGGCCAACACCCAGGCAGGUCUGACGUCACCUGCCAUCAUCACUGUCACCGCCAACCGCCUCUUUGCGGUCAACAAGUGGCAGGGCCUGACAGGUCAUCAGGGCUCAACGGUGCAGGACCAGCAGUACCAACUUCCUGUGGAAAUUGACCCUCUAAUAGCCAGUAACGUGGGUCUUCACCGUCGGCAGAUCGCAGAUCUGCUAGAUCAGAGCAUUCAGAUCAGCUCGCAGUGUUUUGUUAUCACGGCUGACAACCGCUUCAUCCUUCUAUGUGGUUUCUGGGACAAGAGCUUCCGGGUCUACUCCACUGACACAGGCAAACUGACCCAGAUAGUGUUUGGACAUCGGGAUGUGGUGACGUGUCUGGCACGCUCAGAGUCGUACAUCGGGGGCGACUGCUACGUCCUGUCAGGCUCGCGAGAUGCCACCCUGCUGCUGUGGUACUGGAACGGAAAGCACAGCAGCAUCGGAGAGAGCCCAGGCACAGACUUUACCACACCGAGGGCCAUCCUUACAGGCCACGACUGCGAGGUGACUUGUGCAAGUGUGUGUGCUGAGUUGGGUCUCGUCAUCAGCGGCUGCAAAGAGGGUCCUUGUCUGAUCCAUUCCAUGAAUGGGGACCUGCUGCGGACCCUGGAGGGACCAGAGCGCUGCCUCCGGCCUCGCCUCAUCCAGUCCUCCGCCGAGGGACACUGCGUUAUCUAUUAUGACAAGGGACAGUUUUGCCUCUUCAGUGUCAACGGCAAACUGCUGAGGCACAUGGAAGUGGAAGACGGCGUCAAGGCUGUGCUCCUCAGCCGUGAUGGCCAAUACCUGCUGACAGGCGGCGACGGAGGCGUAGUAUCUGUUUGGCAGGUCCACAACCUCAAACAGCUGUUCACCUAUCCGGGCUGUGACGCAGGAAUCCGCUCCAUGGCCAUGUCACAUGACCAAAGGUGCAUCAUAACCGGCAUGGCGUCCGGAAGCAUCGUCCUCUUCUACAACGACUUCAACAGGUGGCAUCACGAGUACCAGACCCGAUACUGAGGGGGAAAUCAGCAGCGACUUGACUGACAAGAGUUGAGGUGGGGGCGGGGGAAAUCCAAACUGUUGCAAGUGUGAACUCUUAUCAAAAGCACUAUUCUGUCUAUAUCCUGAUAUCCUGAAUGUAACGAAAGAAGGAAAAAACCCCAACAUGUCCUGUUAUUGCAAAAGAAUCAAACUAUUUUUAAAAAGGGCAUUGCUAUAUUUUGUAGAUCAGAUAGAAAAUUUUCAUACCAGUCUUAGGGUGGGGGUUACGUUACUUUACGGUUAAAAACAAAUCUAUUUUUAGCUGUAAGAGUCUAUUUUCUUCUCAAAAUAAGAAACGAGGGAUUUGUGGGAAGUUGGUGAGAAUCAUUUCUCUGUGACGUAAAAAUCCAAAUAUUUGUGUACUUUAGGGUGAAUGAUUUUUUUUCUGUAGGUGUGUAUGUGGUGAAUAAAUAUGAAGCUGUCAUUCAUUUUAACAUGCUUUUCCUGUUUUGGCAACACAGCACAUAGACAUAAAGUGUUUGAGUAGAUGAAGCACAGGAAGAUAUUGAAGAGGGAAUAUACAUUUAUAUAAAUAACUAUAUAUAAAAUGUUUAAAUGUAGUCCUCCAUAUUUAAAAUUUUUACUCCCUCUGUACCUCCGUACUUGCUGAGAGAUUACGUUUGCGUGCAUGGCUCACUACUCAUAAAACAUCAGUGCAACCUCUUUGCGUUAUUUAAUACUUUGAACAUCAAAAACAUAAAACUUACUCUGUAAUGUUAAAAUCUGCUUUCAGCUCCUUUUAAGAUUUAUAUCCUUUAUGACUGAGUAAGCAGUGAAUCUUGUUUUAUUUUUCCCCCGUGCUAAAAUCAAGAGCUGAGGAUUCAGCUCAAACCACCUCAGCACAGAGUCCACUUUGAGUCUAGUCUCCAAAGCAGCAGAUGAGCAGUGAAAGCUGGAGCAGCGAGGGGGAGGGACUUACCAUUUCCAUCUUUUCCUCUCUUUUCAUCACAGAAUGAGUGAUCGAUGUGAUUCAAUACUUAAAUGCUAAUCACACACAUUCUUUUGAUCUUUAGACAGUCGUCCUCUUUGAUUUUCAGGAAGCAUUCCUUUCUUUAAAGUUGCAUUUCUAAAAUGGUGUAAAUCUCCAGCAACACGGGAGCUACUUUUAUCAACCAAUCCUUUUUUUUUUCUUCCAAUCAGUUUGGAGUGUUUUUGUGUGAUGAGUUCUGACAAUAAAAUGGAAUUUUAUAA
This is a messenger RNA of Neolamprologus brichardi, 10585 nucleotides long. The record is from RefSeq and is a predicted model, not a curated record. NCBI's taxonomy places the organism in Eukaryota, Metazoa, Chordata, Actinopteri, Cichliformes, Cichlidae.